AUGCGCACUUCAGCCCUCUGCAACGUUGGCAUCUGGGCGCUCCUGGCCAUAGUGGUCGUUGCCUCUAAAAUGGAACCGCUUCGGUGCAUUAUGUACCUGACCGGCCAGCAUAAUGUUGUCCCAGACAAAGAUGCCGUUGCCGAUAUCACCCACGUCAUCCUUGCCUUUAUGCGGUCCGAGAUUUUCAAUGUUGACGAGACGCCUUCCGAGUUUCCUCUCUUCACGACCGUCGAAGAGGUCCGUUCUAAGUUCGCGCCGGGAACUAAGGUAAUGGUAGCUAUUGGAGGAUGGGGUGACAACGCAGGCUUUGAAGUGGCUGCGAAGAGUGACGCCUCGAGAAAACGCUGGGCGAGGCAAGCUGCCGUAAUGGUGGAGGCAGUCGGCGCGGAUGGUGUCGAUGUUGACUGGGAGUAUCCAGGUGGAAACCGGGAUGAUUACAAAGAGAUCCCCAAUUCUGAACGGGAGUGGGAGAUUGAGGCAUUCGUCUCACUUAUCGAGGAGCUUCGCGCUGCUUUGAGUCCUGGAAAACUUCUCUCCAUCGCAGUGCCUGGCAAGGAGGUUGACUUGAUGUCAUUCACUUCCUCGACAGUGCCCCGAAUUGUCAAGCAGGCCGACUUUCUCAACAUCAUGACCUAUGAUCUUAUGAAUCGCCGCGACACAGUCACCAAGCACCACAGCGGCGUCACCGAUUCGCGUGAUUCGAUCCAGCGUUAUAUCAGCCGCGGCGCCCCACCACACCAGGUCAACCUCGGCCUUGGAUACUACGUCAAGUGGUUCAUGACCCAGCAGUGCAACGUUGAUGACCCACGGGGUUGUCCCACCCAGCCACUCGAAGACCCGGAGACAGGGGCGGAUAUGGGCAAGACCGGUGCCUUUAGCUGGCAUGACAAGACUCCCGAGGAACUGGUUGAAUCUUUUGCACGUGCGGAAAGUGAAGGAAGCUAUGACGACGACGGAAGCUACUCUUACUGGGAUGAUCAGGAAUGGCGGUGGUGGUCGUUCGACACGGUGGAGAGUAUCCGGCACAAAAUGGAAGACCUUGUUCCACAGCUCAACGUGGGGGGAGUAUUCGCCUGGGGCCUUGGAGAAGACGCUCCUCGAUUCGAGCAUCUCGGGGCUACGAUUGAGGGAAUUCGUAAGCACCGCUACACGAGGACGGCAAAGGACGAGCUAUGA
This is a messenger RNA of Ilyonectria robusta, 1176 nucleotides long. Its product is annotated as glycoside hydrolase superfamily. The record is from RefSeq and is a predicted model, not a curated record. Lineage: Eukaryota; Fungi; Ascomycota; Sordariomycetes; Hypocreales; Nectriaceae. Gene Ontology annotation, biological process: carbohydrate metabolic process; chitin catabolic process. Gene Ontology annotation, molecular function: chitin binding; chitinase activity. Gene Ontology annotation, cellular component: extracellular region. Bases 1 to 1176 code for a protein of 391 amino acids. The transcript is spliced from 3 exons.